AUGAUAGGGUGGGAAGACGUUUACAAGAUGGUGGUGGCGAUGGUUCCCCUCUACGUGGCCCUGGUUCUAGGGUACGGCUCCGUGAGGUGGUGGCGGAUCUUCACCGCCGAGCAGUGCGAUGCCGUCAACCGCCUGGUCUGCUACUUCACGCUGCCGCUAUUCACCUUCGAGUUCACCGCCCACAUCGACCCCUUCCAGAUGAACUACCCCUUCAUCGCCGGCGACGCCAUCUCCAAAGUCAUCAUCGUGGGGAUGAUCGCCAUAUGGGCCAAGUGUAGCGGCAAGGGCAGCUACUGCUGGUCCAUCACGAGCUUCUCUCUCUGCACCUUGACCAACUCUUUGGUAGUCUGGGUCCCCCUCAUGAAGGCCAUGUAUGGCCAACUCGGCGUCGAUCUUGUUGUCCAGUCGUCGGUGGUUCAGGCCAUCGUCUGGCUGACGAUUCUGCUGUUUGUUCUGGAGUUCCUGCGAAGCUCGACUGGGUUAGUCGGGGAAGACAAGGAUUUGGAAGGAGACGGCAACGGUGUGGUCGGAGCCAGACCGUCGUUCUGGUCGCUGAUGAAGGUUGUGGGGCAAAAGCUCGCCAUGAAUCCCAACUCCUACGCUUGCAUUGUGGGAAUCACUUGGGCCUUCUUAUCAAACAGGUGGCAUUUUCAAAUGCCCAGUAUCAUAGAGGGAUCGGUCCCAAACAAAACCUGGCAAUGUCAACUUCUAUAA
Molecule: messenger RNA, 714 nt
Organism: Diospyros lotus (date-plum)
Lineage: Eukaryota; Viridiplantae; Streptophyta; Magnoliopsida; Ericales; Ebenaceae
Product: auxin efflux carrier component 5-like
Exons: 2
Coding region: 1-714 (237 amino acids)
Biological process (GO): auxin polar transport; auxin export across the plasma membrane
Cellular component (GO): endoplasmic reticulum; plasma membrane
Molecular function (GO): auxin efflux transmembrane transporter activity
Source: RefSeq, a predicted model, not a curated record